This is a messenger RNA of Phalacrocorax carbo (great cormorant), 5301 nucleotides long. The record is from RefSeq and is a predicted model, not a curated record. NCBI's taxonomy places the organism in Eukaryota, Metazoa, Chordata, Aves, Suliformes, Phalacrocoracidae.
GGAGUGCCGUGGGGCUGUCGCGCCGUACCGUGCUGUACGUACUGUCCCGUCCCGUCCCGUCUCGUGCCGCCCCGUGGUGCCCAGCCCCGCAGAUCCUCACCAGGACACCGGGGGAACGCCCCCGUCAGCCCCGGCGCGCAGGAGACACCUCGCCCUUAAGAAGCAGCGGUUCCUCACCCGCCGCAGGGGGACCGCAAGAUGAAGUGGCUGGCUGUCCUGCCCCAACAGUAUAUUUUGCUGACAACAUGUCUCCUAAUGGCCAUAGAAGCUGUACCUAUAGACAUAGAUAAGACAAAAGUCAAAGGAGAAGGCCACGUAGAAGGGGAGAAGGUAGAAAAUCCAGAUACAGGUCUUUAUUAUGAUGAAUAUCUCAGGCAAGUAAUAGAUGUCUUGGAAACAGAUAAGCAUUUCAGGGAGAAACUCCAGACUGCUGACAUAGAGGAGAUAAAGAGUGGAAAACUAAGCAGAGAGCUUGAUUUAGUAAGUCACCAUGUGAGAACACGACUGGAUGAGCUAAAAAGACAAGAGGUGGCAAGAUUAAGAAUGUUAAUUAAAGCUAAAAUGGAUUCUGUUCAAGACACUGGCAUAGACCAUCAAGCUCUCCUAAAACAGUUUGAGCACCUGAACCAUCAGAAUCCUGACAAGUUCGAACCUAAAGACUUAGAUAUGUUGAUCAAAGCAGCUACAAGUGACCUGGAAAACUAUGAUAAGACCCGCCAUGAAGAGUUUAAGAAAUAUGAGAUGAUGAAAGAACAUGAGAGGAGAGAGUAUUUAAAAACACUGGAUGAAGAAAAGAGGCAGCGAGAAGAAUCCAAAUUUGAGGAGAUGAAGAAAAAACAUGGAGAUCACCCUAAAGUUCACCAUCCUGGAAGCAAAGAUCAACUGAAAGAGGUGUGGGAAGAAGCAGAUGGACUAGAUCCUAAUGAAUUUGACCCCAAAACAUUUUUCAAAUUACACGAUGUCAAUAAUGAUGGUUUCCUGGAUGAGCAAGAAUUAGAAGCCCUAUUUACUAAAGAGCUAGAAAAAGUUUACGAUCCCAAAAAUGAAGAGGAUGACAUGGUUGAAAUGGAAGAAGAAAGACUAAGAAUGAGAGAACAUGUAAUGAAUGAGGUUGAUGUCAACAAGGACCGGCUAGUGACUCUGGAAGAGUUCCUGCGAGCUACAGAGAAAAAAGAAUUUUUGGAGCCAGAUAGCUGGGAGACACUAGAUCAACAGCAGCUCUUCACUGAGGAUGAGCUGAAGGAAUUUGAAAGUCAUAUUUCUCAGCAGGAAGAUGAACUUAGAAAGAAGGCAGAAGAUCUUCAGAAACAGAAGGAAGAGCUACAGAGGCAGCACGACCAGCUUCAGGCUCAGAAACAAGAGCUUCAGCAGGUCGUAAAACAGAUGGAACAAAAGAAACUACAGCAAGGAAAUCCUCCUGCAGGACCAGCUGGAGAACUGAAAUUCCAACCCCCUGGGGAGCACAAAGUUGGAGAUACACCAAAACAUCCUGUGGGAGGUGAUCAGCCUUUACCGCCAGGACAUGGCCAAGAACCAGCUGCUAGAACUGAUCAAGUUCACCCUUAACCACUUGUGCCUCACCUUUAUAGCAUCUUUAUUAUUUGGGGGGGUGGGGGGGAAGGGGGCAGGAAAUCAGAGUGAAACAUGAACUCUCCACUUUUUUCCAGAGGUUAUAAAAUCAUUGGGAAUGUUAGAGAUGAAGCAUCAAUCAGAUUUGAAUAAUAAAUCAAACUCAUUUUCUCUCCAGUGCAUCAGUGAGCAACACAACAAGGAGAUAAUUUAGAGGCUCUAAUGGAGGAGGGAAUUAAGGAAACUUAGUACUAAAGGUUUUUAUGGCCAGGGGACUGAGCUGCUGAGCUCUUCUCAUACAAAACCGGGAGGAGAUGUCUGCCAUUCUGUGUUCAGGCACAAAUCGGAAUCUUCUCAGAGGGGAAGCAGGGUACUUGCCUGAAUGUCAAGUUAGGUCUAGUUUUAUGUAGAAACUCUUCCCAGAAAUGCUGAGAAGCAAAAUAUGGGGAAACAGACCAUAGAUAAAAGGCCUACCAUUUCUAGCACUACCAAACCCUUCCUUCUUUGAGACCAAAUAAAAAUCAGACUUCUAGUCCUGUUAACUUUAAAAGAACUCCUUUUUAACUCCUUUAAAAGAAAAUUUGCACUUUCUAAAAUCUAAACACAGCAAAGAAUUAUGUGGAACAGUGAAUAUUUUUCAUGUUUACAGAAGCCUAAGAAUUUCACUGUAAGCCUUCAAAAGGAAUACUGUACUUCUGGUGUAUUGAUCUGAACCGUCCUCCUUUUUGAUCUGAAUUCUGUGUAGCAGUUGAAUACUCAACUGGCUCUUGGGACAGUACUUUUGUCCCUCUUUCUUUCAUCACAUGCCAGCAGAUCUCAAAAUUUUGCAUGUUAUUAAGUAAGCUUUUUAUAUUGAUGGAAAUAUUGUGCAAAACAGAACAAGACUCAUUGUCUUUUUCUGUACAGAUUAUCCUACCUCCUAUGAUAAUGCCAGAUUUUUCAAAGUGCACCAUGUGCUUCAGAAAGCUCUUCUCAGACAUGAAUCUUUGACUUGUUAAGAGUCUCACUAUUAACUCUUACUGUCUUUCGGCAGUUGGUGUAAGUUUAUGAAGCGUCCUAAAACAGGGGUGCUACUUGAUUGUACUGUUUCGGUAUUGAACCUGGAUAGUUCCCUCGUAUUGUAAGCCAAGAUUUUACAAGAAUAUGUUGAUUUUCCUGUGGGUUUUACUAUAAUGUUGAAGAGUUGUGUUAUUGUCCUUGCUUGCCAUUCAUUUCAGACUUAAAGUACCCUAAAGUGUAAAUCCUGUUUGGUUUUUUUUUUUUGUUUGCUUGGGAUUUGGUGGGUUUCUUUAAAAACAUGGAUUGUUCUGAUUGUAUAAUGCUGGCUUUGAACUGAUACACACACCUUGGCAAGCAUCCUUUGCAUUUCCUUCCUGUUCUGUGGCUAACUGCUGACACUGUCAUUAAAGGAGAUCAUUUGGAUUUUGAGCAAAGAAACAGAGGCAAGCCUCUGUUAUAGAAAGAUGUUCCUUUCAGAAUAAGACUUUAAUUUUGUAGGCAAACUCGAAAAAGACAGGAGGCAAUUUCUAACCUUUUGUGUUGAUGUUUGGGAAGUUUCUCACUCUGCAGAACUUUGACUGAUAGAAGCUGGGCAUAUUCCUUCCAUGUUUAAGGCUUCUUUCAUCUGGCCUGGGCACAUUCUUGUUCUCCACACAAUAUGGUAAAACUCACUGCCGGAAUAGAUAGGUUUCUUCAUCUGUUUCAUCUUGUUAGUUGUCAGGUCACAUUUCCUUCAUUUAUGCCACUCAAACAAUUGGAUGACUUUUACCUUUUUUAUGUUCUCUACACAAGUGGUUCACAUUUUAAUUUAGUUUCCAAAAACCACUGUCUCCACUGUUUGUCAUUUCCAUGCAAUUCGAACAUCAGUUUGAUUAUGUCUUUGUCAGGAGACUAAAAUACCUUUCAACAACUUCAUCUGUUUGCUAAGAGGCCCAGACAUAGUUACAGCUACAUCCAGACUAACAGAGCUUCUCAGUGCACAGCUCUGGCUUUGGGGCUAUAGCCUGAUAAUAGGUAACAGGGUGAAGAGGGAAACAAAGGGGGAAUUAUUCAAAUGUGGAAAAGGUGAGGGGAAAUUACUUUUUUUAUGUUCUCCCCAUCCCACAUGAAAGUUUACAGAGGACAAAUGACUGAAACCUUUGGAGUGACAGCAUUUCUACCAUACAAAUCAUUCCAUCAGGCUUCAUCUGCCUCCUAACAAAUGUCAUUAUAUGUAAUGACAUGCUUUGUAAUGUCAAAGCUCGAGCUUUGGUUUCAGUGUAACCUCUUACCUUUUCGCUGUAAGACCCUGACUCCCCCUGCUGUUGGAAGUGGGCAUUAUAUCCCCCUUACCCCAAUUACUUUGAAACAUACAGUUUUGUGUUGUAACCUGGGUGCUGAACUCAGCUUCUGCCCACUGCAGUGUAGUGAGUGUCAGUGGUGACUGAGGAAACUGCUGUGAGAAGCCAGUUUUCAUUUGUCAUUUCAUUGUGAGUUAGCAUUAGCAGAAGUUUCUCAUUUUGCAUUUCAACUAGCCACUGAGCUGUGUUCAGCAUAAAAUGGUGCGCAUCUUUCCUUCAGUUGCUAUCUGAUACCUAAAUGUUAUUCUUGUCAGUGUUAAUUUUAUUAGUAGGCUUGCAAUUUUGCAAAAUACUACAGACUUUCUGUUCAUUUCUUAGUAGUGGAAACAGGCAGUUUUUUAAACCUUAAAAUUAGUGAUCAGGUUUAUCUCUAACAAUAAUCAAGGUUUAGUCAAACUGAUAAUAUUUUGCUCUGAGUUACGUGGAAAUCAGUGCAUCAGUCCUCAAUAACACUUAAGUUAUUGAACUCCUAUUGGAUACAUUUUAAGUUUGUUGCCUAAGUGUUUUUGACUUGAGAGCCCAAAUUACAACUUCAUGUUCAUCCACCCAAUUCAAAACAUCUCUCAUGCACGGGUACCUGCAUCACACGUCCACAAAGAUAGCAAGGACCGAGUGGAUGGUCUUUCCAAAGCUGGUCUGUCAGGUCUGGUCUAUUGCCAGACACUGUUCACCCAAUACUGUCCAUCUCAUCCUUCUCUGUAGAGGAAGGGUAUUGUUCCUCAGGGCCAGGCUAAAAAGAGGUCUCCAUCUGAGUCUAAUAAAGUCACCAAACUAAUUUUGUGGAUCAAUUCUUAAGUGUGGUUUAACUAAGAGUUAUCCCACUGUGAGGAACAUCUGCGCUAGAGGUUAGGCAAUGGGCUGAAGUCAUGCUUACACAUUAAAUGUUCAGCAGAUUUGUUGCUUUUUUAAUGUGUUUGUUGUUUUCAAUGCUGAUGUCUUCUAAUUGGGUUAUUUCUUCUGUAAAAGAGACUAAAAGUAUUAGCCACUAAAAGCAUGUUUCUACCAUGGUACUGAUUUCUCAGGAUUUUAAAAGUUUUUAAAAAAAUUAUUAAACUAAGCUUACAGCUAAGUGCAGAAGAAGAAAGCUAUAACAACAGCUUAAAAAGGGACUGGAAUAUCAUGGGCACCAGUGCUUUCGCCUGUACUCUGCUUUUCAUUUAGGAGGUAAUUACAAUAAAACUGAAUGUAACUUCAUACAGACUCCAGGUCCAAGACAGAGAUGCAGAGAUUUGGUUUUGUACUUGGCUGGGAUUUCGGUAGGAGGAUGAAGGGGUAAGAUUUGGUCAAUGUUGUACGAAUUCAUAUCCUCCAGUGCAAUAUAUGUAGGAAAAAAAAGCCCCGCUCUGUACUUUAUAUAGAUUAGUUUUUAACUGGAUUAAACAAACUGAGCGCA